UCAAGAUGACAUGUUGAUGUUGAGUGUGUUGAGUCUUGGUGGUCUUGAGUUAUUUAUGUUUAUUUUGAGGCUGCUAUUUAUAUUAAAAAUAAUAAAUAAAUAAGUAAAACUUAUAUAAAUCCCCGCGAUGCUACCAAACAGUAUUAAUAUGGAAGCCGUGAAACUUAUAAUUAACCCCAAACUAACAAUCCAAACUUGUUUUCUGUGCUUCAAACAACAUGAUGAGUUAUACAAUAUUCAUUCAGACCUGUUUAUUAUUACGGACCACCAAGAAUUCACGGUUUCUGUGUUUAAAAUGGUGUCGUACUUGUUUUCCUUACAAGAUACAGUAUUGCAACAAGUCUGUAAUAAAUGCUCAGAAAUAGUCAUAAGUAUUUAUAUCCUGAUACAAAAUCACACAAUAAUGAAACAAAGUCUGAAGAAAAUUGCUGAAACCUUAGAAAAAGAGAUCUCGGGCAAAAAGAAGUUUGACAGAAAUUGCUAUCUAAGAAUACAUCGCAAUAAAGAGAAGUCAGUAAAUAAGAUUAAAAAAAAGAAUUUAAAGGCUGAUGAAUGCCAAAAAUGUGACAUGACUUUUGAAUCUAAAGAUCAGUUGCAAGAGCAUAAAAAAAUUACUCACAAAAAUACUAAUGAAGCAGUGGUUUGUCAUAUUUGUGGAAAAAGCUGCAAAACACCAAGUGCUUUGAAAGCUCACUCAAACUGUCACAAAGUAAAACAAUGCCCAUACUGCUCGAAAAUGUUAAAAACACAUUCACAUUUCAAAAAACAUGUUGAUAACCAUUUGACAUAUAAUAAACGGAAGCAAAAUAACACAAAAUACAAUUGUCAUAACUGUAAUUUCGUCAGCCUUAGCAAAGGAACUAUAGAUGCACAUAUAAACAAAGUCCAUUUGGGAAUCAGACCUUAUGUUUGUCUGAUAUGUGAUAAAGGGUUUUUUAAGAAAAGUAAUUUAACCGAACAUAUCAACAUACACAAUAAAAUCAAAACUGAGACAUGUGAAAUUUGUGGUGACAGUUUUGUCAGCAAAAAGACUCUCAUGGAACAUAUAAGAUUACAUAAAAAUCAGAAACCAUACAAAUGCGAAAUGUGCUCGGAAAGUUUCGUUACAUCCGGACGGAGAUCGGACCAUGUCAAAAGAAAACAUAUGGAGAAGAAGGAAUGCUGUUUGAUUUGUAAUAAAAUGUUCAGUUUAAAGAAAACGCUUAAUAGACAUGUAAGGAAAAUGCACUGGCAACAAUGCAAUGACAUACAUGUAUCAGAGUUUGUUGAAACUGCGGAUAGUAGUGGUAAUACGGAAAUGUUGUUGCCUAUUUCUUGAAGGUAUGUUCGUUACUAAUAAGUAAUAUUACAAAAAUU
Molecule: messenger RNA, 1356 nt
Organism: Cydia strobilella
Lineage: Eukaryota; Metazoa; Arthropoda; Insecta; Lepidoptera; Tortricidae
Product: zinc finger protein 567-like
Exons: 2
Coding region: 128-1318 (396 amino acids)
Biological process (GO): regulation of transcription by RNA polymerase II
Cellular component (GO): nucleus
Molecular function (GO): DNA-binding transcription factor activity, RNA polymerase II-specific; RNA polymerase II transcription regulatory region sequence-specific DNA binding
Source: RefSeq, a predicted model, not a curated record